AUGAAAUCUAAGAUAAACGAUCGAUCAUUAGCAAGAGGUGCUACCUAUGAUAAUGCUUAUCAUGAACGAAUGAGACAAAAAAUUACUGAAGAUUUAAUAUGGGAAAAAUUAAAUGAAGCAGGCCUUGGUAAAUAUGUUAAUUUGCUAAAAGAUGAAGAAGUUGAUAAAGGAACAUUUUUGGCAUUAACAAACAAUGAUCUCAUUGAUAUUGGUAUUACUGAUGUGAUGCAUCGAAAUAAAUUACUUAAAAUUAUUAAAAAUUUAAGGUAUUAA
Brugia pahangi is the source of this 273-nucleotide messenger RNA. NCBI's taxonomy places the organism in Eukaryota, Metazoa, Nematoda, Chromadorea, Rhabditida, Onchocercidae. The record is from the annotation of a GenBank genome assembly.